CUCAAGAAUUUGAGUUUAAAUCUGUUGGAGAAGAACCAAGAGAUCGAAGGAAUGAAAAUACAAUUCAAUUCCAUUAAAGCGAGAUAUGAUACCGAAAUGCAGAGUUUGAGACAACAAAUGGAAAGCUAUAAAAGUGAUGAACAGAUCCUUAACAAUGAAUUGAAUGAAUUGAGAAAAGUUAAGUUCAAUUUUCAGUCGCGUUUGACUGAAUUGAGAGUCGCUCUCAAGAAUAGUUGCGAACAAAACCAGAAACUCAGGCAACAGUUGACUGCCUGUCAGGUGAUUUAUCAGGAGUCCGAUAUCAAUGAGGAACUUGUGGCCAAACUUUUAGACCAAAGCGUUGACACCACUAACGAAGCGAAACCUUUAGUGAAUCUUCAGGCGUGUGUGGACUCAUUGAAACAAGAGAUGGAAUUAUUGCAAAAACAAAUCUCCGAUAAUUAGCCCAAUAUUGUGCACAAAAGUGGAUGCAUUGAAAUCACAUCAUUUUAAGCCUUAAUUUAUAAAUCCAUUGUUAAACUGACGAAAAGUAUAGCUUUCAGUGCCU
This is a messenger RNA of Oppiella nova, 547 nucleotides long. The record is from the annotation of a GenBank genome assembly. Lineage: Eukaryota; Metazoa; Arthropoda; Arachnida; Sarcoptiformes; Oppiidae.